Suricata suricatta (meerkat) is the source of this 2078-nucleotide messenger RNA. RefSeq names its product charged multivesicular body protein 6 (gene CHMP6). The transcript is spliced from 11 exons. The record is from RefSeq and is a predicted model, not a curated record. The coding region runs from base 1 to 1197 and encodes 398 amino acids. NCBI's taxonomy places the organism in Eukaryota, Metazoa, Chordata, Mammalia, Carnivora, Herpestidae. Gene Ontology annotation, cellular component: multivesicular body; ESCRT III complex. Gene Ontology annotation, biological process: vesicle budding from membrane; late endosome to vacuole transport via multivesicular body sorting pathway.
AUGGCCCUGCUGGGCAACAGUCACCGGGCGCGGGGCCGCGUGGACACGUGCUGCCCAGGUGGCGCCCCCGCGGACACCUCUGCCCGGAACUUUCAGUUUUCGUGUGCGCUGCUGGGGGACAUUCUGGAAGGGCACGUGAUAUGCAUCAUUGAGGACCGCCCAGGCCGUGCCGGCAGUGUCACCCUGCCACCGUCGCCAAGGCGUGCGGGGCGGAUUCGAACCCGAGACGCACCGCUGUCCCGCCGCACGCGGUUCGCCUUCGGCGGCGCCCGGCCCUGCGCGGCCGCCAGAAGAUCUGAGCAGCGUGGGGUGCUGAAUGGGAAGGGGGGCGCCAGCGCCAGGGAGGCAGGGGUCCCUGGCGGAGACUCGGGCAAGCGAGAAACCCCCAAGGUGGUUCUCUUCCAGGCCCGUCUCCUUGCCGGGGACGCUUGGUGCGGCCCAGACGUCUGCCAAAUGGGACGUGGCCCGAGGGGCAGGGGCAGGGGCGGGGCGGGGCGGGGCGCUCCUGGGGAGGAUCAGCACCCGCAGCUGAGGAGGCUGGGCACCCAGGCACCCAGGCCGAGGGACGGUGUCUCCGGGCUGAAGGGCCAGGAAGGCAGGCGUCUUCCCUGCAACGAGGAGGUGUGCACCCCCUCGCUGCGGACACGGCAGGACCAACUGAAGCAGCAGCGGGAUAAACUGAGGCAAUACCAGAAGAGGGUCACCCAGCAGCUGGAGAGGGAGCGGGAGAUCGCCCGGCAGCUCCUGCGGGACGGGAGGAAGGAACGGGCCAAGCUGCUGCUCAAGAAGAAGCGGUACCGGGAGCAGCUUCUGGACAAGACAGAGAACCAGAUCACCAGCCUGGAAACGAUGGUCCAGAAUAUUGAGUUCACCCAGAUUGAAAUGAAGGUGGUCGAGGGGCUGCAGAUUGGAAACGAGUGUCUGAAGAAGAUGCACCAGGUGAUGUCCAUAGAAGAAGUGGAGCGGAUACUGGAGGAGACCCAGGAGGCCGUGGAGUACCAGCGGCAAAUAGAUGAGCUGCUGUCAGGAAGCUUCACUCAGGAGGAUGAAGAUGCCAUCUUGGAGGAGCUGAAUGCAAUCACUCAGGAGCAGAUAGACCUCCCCGAGGUUCCCUCCGAGCCUCUCCCAGAGAGGAAGCCAGAAAAAGUCCCCAUCAAGGCCAGGCCCCAGCAGGGGGACCUGGUGGCAGCCUCAUAACUCGGCCUCGUUACGCGGGACUGGUGGGGACGCCCUGAGACUGGGGCCCACAGAGUUUGGUGCACGGCCCAACUGACCGGCUCCCCGGGGGCCGGCGCCGGGCCAGGCCAGCCGGUGCUGCCGGAGCAGUGUGGCCACGCAGGGCGCGACACGGGACGGCUCUGCACAGCCCCUCCCUGGCGCCGCUGUCCUGCGCUCCUUUCUGGAUCGAACAUUCACGGCCUCCGGCCAAACCCGGCUUCCGAGGCUGCGGUCCCCACGUGGCUCGGGCAGGCCCACGGCUCCUGGUGCCACACUCCGCCCCGGCCCCGCGAGGCCCGCAGGCUUCCUUCUCCCCGCUCGCUCUCCGUGGGAGGCGCGUCAAGCCCAGCUUCUUCCCCUUCCCUCGUCCCCUUCCCUGUCCCUCCAGGUGGUGGCGGGGGGCUUCCUGACCCGCCCAGUCUCCGAGUCGGUUCGGGGGUGGGAAGCUCUCUUCUGUGCUGGUGUUUGGGGGUGCUGGACCAGGAGGGACGUGUCGCUGCCGGACGGACAGCCACAGGAGCGCUGCCCGGGCCUCCUCACCUGGGGGCCUGUGUGCAGAGGCUCAGCCCGCCGCAGAGGGUGUGCCCCGAGAGCCAGAGGCCUUGCUGGGGUGCCCGGAGGUGCUGACGGCCCGGCUCUGGGACUCCCCACAGCUCGGGCUCGGGAACCUGCCAGAGACCCAGGGCUCCCCGACCCGCCACCCCUGAACCGUCAGCCACCGGCCACACUGCGGAGGCCGGAGGCGGCAUCCCUAGUUAACGGUUCGUCUCGGUGUUAGACAAUCCUGCUGACGUUUUACUCCCGACAAGGCGGGGCCCCAGACGGGGCAGCCCCCCAUUAAAGCUGACGCCUGCAUGGUC